CGCCGCUUGUCUGCCGGGUCAGCCUCAGCCUCUCAGUUCGUCCCCGAGCGGUGCCGGCCCCUCCGCGCAUCUCCCCGGAAGCCCGCGGCCCGCUACUGGUAGCACGCCUCCCUGGGGUUCAGGGCGGCGGUGCCGAACGCUCUCGAAGGGCGGCGGGGGCCGAGGCCUGCCGCGCGCAUCGAGUCCGCGCAGCUCCGUUGAGGCCGCCUUGGGUCGGAAUGCCGCGGCCUGGGUGGGCGCCGCGCUGGGCGGCCGCCGUGGGCCCUUGGGGCUGUGGGCUGCUGGCGCUGCUGCUGCUGCUGCUGCUGCCGCUGCCGGGCCCGAGCGGCGCCUCCGAGAUCACCUUCGAGCUGCCCGACAAUGCCAAGCAGUGCUUCUACGAGGACAUCGUUCAGGGCACCAAGUGUACCCUCGAGUUCCAGGUGAUUACUGGUGGUCACUAUGAUGUAGACUGUCGAUUGGAAGAUCCUGAUGGUAAAGUUUUAUACAAAGAGAUGAAGAAACAGUAUGAUAGCUUUACCUUCACAGCCUCCAAAAAUGGGACAUACAAAUUUUGCUUCAGCAAUGAGUUUUCUACCUUCACCCAUAAAACAGUGUAUUUUGAUUUUCAAGUUGGAGAAGACCCACCUUUGUUUCCCAGUGAGAACCGUGUCAGUGCCCUUACUCAGAUGGAAUCUGCCUGUGUUUCCAUUCAUGAAGCUCUGAAGUCCGUCAUAGACUAUCAGACUCAUUUCCGACUGAGAGAAGCUCAAGGUCGAAGCCGAGCAGAAGAUCUAAAUACCAGAGUGGCCUAUUGGUCAGUGGGAGAAGCCCUCAUUCUUCUGGUGGUUAGCAUAGGGCAGGUGUUUCUUCUGAAAAGCUUUUUCUCAGAUAAAAGAACCACCACAACUCGAGUUGGAUCAUAACUACGUUUUCAGAAUCAAUGCACCAUUGCCACUGUAAUAUUAGUGUCCUCUAAUUUUAGGUAUCGAAGAACUUAAUAAUGGCAACAUUUUGAAACCCUACUCAUACACUUGUUGGGAGAGAUGUACAAUGCAUAUCCCCACACUGGAAAGGACACCUUUUUUUAUUUGUAAAGGUGGAAAAACUUUGGAACUUGCUUUUGGCUAUUCAUGUGAAUAUUCAACACCAAUGAUCUACUUUUUUCUUGGUUGUUUAUACCUACUCUUCAUACGCUAAACUUUGGUAUUCUUAUUCCUUUUAACCAUUUAAAAGUAAUUUUCUUAAUAGGUAGUUAAUACUUUAAAAAAAUCUUAGAUUUAAUGUUUGCGUGUGUUAUGGAGGAAGAAAACUGCCUUUUAAUUGUUUAUAGAAAAUAAAGUUGUGUUUUUAAGAAAACCAAAUGUGAUUAACUGUAGCCAAGCCCUAUUCUGCACUGCUUAAUUUUAUGGGGGAAAAUACUCUACCAUAAAAAUGUUAGUUACUAUUGAUAGAUUUUUUAAUUGAUAUAUCAUGAUAUAAUUUAUUUCUUGCUGGUUUGGAAAAUGUACAAUUUUUUGGCUUACUCUAUGAUUUAUAGCUAGCUAUGCUUUUUAUAGAAGCAUUACUACCAUACAGAAAAUAGCAUAAUAGAGGCUGUAUAGACCUUAAAAAUCAGACUGUUGUAACUGUUAAGAUAAAGAAUAUUUUGAGACACUACAAUGGGGGAAGAUGAAAUGGAAAAAUAUAUGGUGAGUUUGCACUCAUUGCACAUCCAGUGCUUUUACAAAGAAAAGGUGAUCUGUGUCAUUUUAACAUUCUAAGAUUGACUAGUUCUUGCUCAUAUGUGACUUUUAAUAUCCUCAAGUCAUUCCCAGCUUAAGUUGACAGUUGUUAUAUUAGUAUCACAUAAGUGCCAUACAUUUUAUCCUCAUGGAUGUGAUGCACUGAGAAGUUAGUUUUUGUCUCUGUUCAUUUUACUUUGUUUCUACAGUCUCUGGAGUAGUCCUAAAAUUAUUUUAAAGUUUUGUAUGCUAUGAGUGUUUACUAUUGAUAAUCUUUAUUGGUUUGUACUGUUUGACUUAGGCCUUGUGUGGAUUAAGCUAAUUGAAAUAAGACUUUUUUUAAGUAUUUCAGAAUAGAAUACAAGAUAAUGGAAAAUUGUAUAGAUAGAUUGGCUUUUCUGCUGUUUUUAAAAAAAGAGAGGAUGACAGUUGCUUUUCAUCCAUGCCUCUCUUCACCCAAAGGUGAUGAGUACUAAAUGAGACUUUAACUUAUGCUACCAUAGGAGACUGAUGACUAGCAGUUCUAGUCACUUAACCACUUAACUAGAAGUUAACUUAAUUUUAAGCCAUCUUAAAAUGCACACACACACACUUCUUCAUGUAAGAGCAAAACAAAUACAAGUCGUCUUGCUUGUUUAGGAGCAAACAGGUUUUCAGCCUUGUGGGAUUCUUGAAGACCAAAUAGCUGCUCCCUAAACAUUUACAAAUGGAUUAAGAAGAAAAGUUUGAGAUUUUGCAGAUUUAUCUCUUUGCGUUCUUAUAUUGAAGUUGUCCUGCAGCUUUUAAAUAUCUUGUUGAUUUAUAUGUGAACAUUUUAAGCACCAAUGUUAAUGUGAUUGAUAAGCAUGGGCAUAUGUAAAAUGUCCAUUUUUGAUUGCCCGUGGACUCUUUGUUCAGAUAUUUAUACCAUAUUUAAAUAGUCAGGUAUAGAUUUUUGCCAAAUUUGGCCUAAAUAAUGCACUCAUUUAAUCUGUGCCUCUCAAAACUUCAUGAUACUAAACUAUUAUCAUAAAUCUUUUUUUUUUUUUCCCUCUCUUUUUAAGUCAAGGUCUCCCUGUAGUCCCAGCUGGCCUUUAACUCACUUUGUAGACUAGGCUGGCCUUGAACUCGGAGAUCUGCCUGCCUCUGCCUCCUGAGUGCUGGGAUCAAAGGCGUGCACCACCACGCCCAGCCAGCAUUAAUCAUUUUUAAUGAAACUAUUGAGGUAUAUUAAAACUUGAAGUCACCAGUUACCCAUUGUCAGAAAUAGUGUGGGUUUAGCUUUGUCUCUAUGUAGCUGGCCAAAUUUUGACAGCUGUGUACUCAACUGGUAUGGAUAUAUAAGAAAAUACAUACACGUAAAUGCUAAGUAAUAUUUUUUUUCUUCCCCCUAUGACAUAAUUUGUAGCUUGUCUUUUUUCUGUAAUCCUUGUAUAAUUUGUUGCAGCAGUUUGAAUUUCCAAAAUACUUAAUUUGGUCAUAUAACUCAAUACAUAUUUGAGUAUCAUAGUUGUAUAUAUUUUUUAAGUAGAGUACACAAUGGAAAGUAACUUGACACAUGAAUUUAUACUACAGUUUCAACUGAGUGAAGAUACGUUUUGAGAUAUCACUUUGCUAAUCUAAACAUUCUUUUUUUCUAUUAAAAAUAUGGUUUGUGGUUCAUAACUUUUCAUUUGGGCUUGAUAAUCACCUUUGAAAAUUACAGUGGUCUGAAAAACAAUUUGACAGGUAUCAUUUAUAUCUCUCUGUACUACCCUUUUUUUUUCAUUUCAGUUUCUAAAUGUAACAUUUAUAGUUAAAUAGGACAAAGCAGACCCUAUGACUUUUUGUUUUCAAAAAAUUAAUAUAUAAUUCAGAGGGUUUUUCAUUUAUUUUUGAAAAAAAAUUCUCUAAAUUAAAGAUGGUUCCACAGAAUCGAAACAAUCAAUUUCUUGUAAAAUAAAGUUUUAAAAAGUUCAGCAAACUGACUUCAUUUGUUUCUAUCAGGAUUUAAUUCCUUCUGAAGCUCCUUGUAAAUGUACAACUUACAGUGCAGUUUAGCAACGGUAGUGAUGAUUUGUUAUUUCAUAGACAUCCUAGGGACUGACCAUAAAAGCUUGUUAAAGAAAGGGAGCAUCACUGCCUGAUUAUCUUCUCUUUGUAGUCUUCACUGAAAAUGUGUCUGGAAGACAGAAAAGCCAUCAGUUGCUCCAAAAGGAUCUUAAUUUUUAAGUAAAUUAUCCUAGGUAAUAUAAAACUCAGUUGCAUUAAUAACUUUUUAGUUUUUUUGGUUGUGGUGGUGGCGGAGGAGGAAUUUUUUUUUUUCUUUCUUUCCCUUCAUAGAGUAGUCAGAUGAGACAGCCUAGCUCAUGGGUAGAACUCUGGAAAAAUAACAAUCCAUAUAAAUGAACAUUUAUUGAAUACUUAGCCCUGGGUGAUGUGCUGUACUAAAGUAUUUUAUUUUACUGACACAUUUACUUCUGCAACUGCCCUGUGAACUAGAGGUAUUACUCCCAUUUUACAGGUAAAGCAUAGAGAAGCUGAGAAAUCUGCUCAUCUCUCAUAGUUAGAGUUUGAGUGUGAACCUUGGCAGGCAGAUUCCAGAGCCCUCUUCCUCAGCCUCGGCAAACAUUAAACUAUUUUGGUAGCACUAUAGGUUAAUCAUGACUGUGCUUCAGCUUUGAGCUCCUAUCAAGCUAAAUCAUGAUUGUGGGUUCUUGCACAAGUGAUUUUAUUAGCUGUAUUUAUUUCCUACCAAAGUAAUAAUACUCAGUUUAAUUAAAAUAGUUAUAAAACACUUAGGACUAGUGCCUCAUGUAUUUAAGUACUGCGUAUCUUUUUAUCCACUCUGGUCCUGGUUUCUUUCAUUCUCAAAGUUUUUAUUGUGAGUCAUUGAAUAGAAUCUUAGUCUUACACAGUAUGUAACAAACAUGGAAGUGUGUGGAGAUCUAUUAACAACAUCAUAACCUCCUAGAAGUUUUAAAAAAUGAAGGCAUUCUGACUAAGAAUAAAACUAUUUAAGCAGAUGAACUAAUACGAGUAAAAGGCUUACUCCUUAAGGAGUUGAACUUAUCCUCCCACAGCAGAUGCAUGAUCUUGUGGCAGUGCCAUAGCCAAGUGACUUCAUUUCUUGUUCAAGGAUAUGGAGUGUUCCGGCCCUUGUUGCUACAAACUGAAAAGUAUGUUCUUUAACUUUGCUAAAAAUAAAGGUGAUAUUUGAUGA
Nannospalax galili (Upper Galilee mountains blind mole rat) is the source of this 4884-nucleotide messenger RNA. It is a transcript of the gene Tmed7, whose product is annotated as transmembrane p24 trafficking protein 7. Bases 219 to 905 code for a protein of 228 amino acids. Gene Ontology annotation, biological process: endoplasmic reticulum to Golgi vesicle-mediated transport; Golgi organization; intracellular protein transport. Gene Ontology annotation, cellular component: endoplasmic reticulum; endoplasmic reticulum-Golgi intermediate compartment; Golgi apparatus. The record is from RefSeq and is a predicted model, not a curated record. Lineage: Eukaryota; Metazoa; Chordata; Mammalia; Rodentia; Spalacidae. The transcript is spliced from 3 exons.